CAGAAUAAUUGUUUGGUGAAGAUUCAGUUAAAAAUCCGAGCUUGGUUUUCCAAAAGAGCAUGCAUCUUCCAUCUUUCAUCUGUGUUUGAGGAUAGGAUAGGAUGGUGGGUGGUGUAUCUGUGGCGGUGGAGUCGCAGAGUUGCCCACGUUUGUACGUGGAUGCUCUGCCCACCACCCCUAGUAUGAGUGUUUUGUGUCUCAAGAGGAAGCACUUGCUGAGCCUCACCACUUCCUUCGUUCAGAGUCACAGUGUUAAUACAAUUUUCAACAAGCAUUGCAGACACAAGGAGAAGACUAAGAGACUCACUAUUGUCAAUGAGCUCGGUGGUCAAUAUGAGGACACUUUUCAUGAUGUCAAAAAGCAAAUACUCAAUUAUUUCACAUACAAGGCUGUGAGGACUGUUCUUCAACAGUUGUAUGAGAUGAACCCACCUCAAUAUAGGUGGUUCUAUAAUUUCGUUGCAACAAACGACCCAGCAGAUGGGAAACAUUUUAUACGAUCCCUCGCAAAGGAGCAACAUCAACUUGCUGAAAGAGUGAUGAUAACGCGGCUUCACCUUUAUGGCAAAUGGAUCAAGAAAUGUAAUCACGCUGAGAUAUAUCAAGAAAUAUCUGAUGAAAACUUGGAGUUGAUGAGGGAACGGCUCAUGGAAACUGUAAUAUGGCCUUCAGAUGACACAAACACAGAAAAAAUCGGCUGAUAAGUUAGGACUUUCGAUCUCUUCUUUUCCCUUCAGUCUUUUAAUCUUGCCUCUCCCUAGUCUAUCUAGGUUUAAUUUUGGUUUCAAUGGCAAUCUGUAAAUUGUGUAUAUCUCUAUACCUUUCCAUAUACGAUCCCUUAUUUAGAUAGUUUGAAAUGAUGAAGGAUUUACAAUAGCGAUUAAAAAUUUUAGGCAUUUGUUUGAGUGUAACCAAUCGCUAGAAUCUAUUAGCCAUGUUAGCUUCCGAAGUUUAUGGAAAAGUAAAGAAAUUAUCUUUUUUUUCCACA
Glycine soja is the source of this 988-nucleotide messenger RNA. RefSeq names its product chaperonin-like RbcX protein 2, chloroplastic. Gene Ontology annotation, molecular function: protein folding chaperone. The transcript has 5 exons. The record is from RefSeq and is a predicted model, not a curated record. The coding region runs from base 102 to 701 and encodes 199 amino acids. Gene Ontology annotation, biological process: ribulose bisphosphate carboxylase complex assembly. Lineage: Eukaryota; Viridiplantae; Streptophyta; Magnoliopsida; Fabales; Fabaceae.